Paramisgurnus dabryanus is the source of this 4503-nucleotide messenger RNA. The record is from RefSeq and is a predicted model, not a curated record. NCBI's taxonomy places the organism in Eukaryota, Metazoa, Chordata, Actinopteri, Cypriniformes, Cobitidae.
GGAACAUCAGAACAGAUGGGUUGCAUGAAAGUCUCAACCACGCUAGAGAAGAUCCUCAUCGUUCUGUUUGUGCUCCUGACUGCAGUCUGCAUCGGAUUAGUUGUCGUCUAUGUCGUUGAGAAGAACAACUCGAAUAAAAGUCAAGGAGAGGAUGGGAUCGAAACGGGCUGUGGGAGUUUGCUGGAGCUCAAUGCGGAGUCGGGGGGAUUCUCCAGUGGGAAUUACCCCAGCAGUUAUGACAGUGGUAUGAGCUGCAGCUGGCGCAUCACGGUAGAAGCCAAUAAGGUGAUUCAUUUGUGGUUUGAAGACUUCUCUGUUGAAGACUCUGGAUCUUGUGAUGCAGAUUUUGUCACCCUCAAGGAUGAAUUGGGAAUCAUCGGGAAGUACUGCGGCUAUUCCACACCUAAGCCCAUUGUGUCCGUAGGAAACAGCAUUUCUGUGUAUUUUGACAGCAAUGACAGACACACAGAGAAAGGAUUCAAAGCGAAGUACCGCGCUGUGGCCCCUGAGACGACAGCAGAAAUAGUUGGGGCUGGUGGUGUUCUUCAAGGUGACCGUGGGGAGCUGUUGACCCCUGGCUUUCCAGAGCAGAAUUAUGAGAAUGGAGCCCUGUAUCAGUGGAAAAUACAGGUGCCUGAUGGGGAACGUGUCCGUCUAACAUUCACAGCCUUCGACCUUGUCCCAGAGUCCUGUGGCGAUUUUGUUGACGUCUAUGAUGGUGCCUCAGAUGGUGGUGCCCAGCUGGGUCGUUUCUGUGGAAACACGAUCCCAGCUCCCGUCGUCUCUGGCGGCAGUAGCAUGGUGGUUCGUUUCAAAUCUGAUUCGAGCCAGAGUGCUAAAGGAUUCAGCGCUGUAUACACCGUAACCAGUGCUCUACCGGUUACAACCGUUUCUACAACUACCACCAAUACCACAACUACCUGGCCAACUAGCACCACAUUACCUACAACUGCCUCGACAGAUUCUGGCUGCGGAUCUCCUGGGAAGUUGUUUGGACGUAAAGGUCAGAUGAACUCCAUGAACUAUCCUCGGGCUUAUCCGGCCAACCUGCGCUGCUCGUGGGACAUCACAGUAGAUGAAGGCUUACUUGUGAAACUGCACAUCACUGAUCUUGCUGUUGUGGGUGAAGCAGGCCAGUGUGGUGAUGAUAAACUCACAGUUUCUGAUAGUCAGCAGUCACUUGGCACACACUGCGGCUUCGUUCUUCCCCCUGUUCUAGUCAGCGUCAGUAACAAAAUGUGGCUCAGUUUUCAAUCUGAUGCUCGACUGGCCGACCGUGGCUUGUCUGCCAAAUGGGAGGCUGUGUAUCCAGAGGACCUUGCAGAUAUCCAGGGAUGUGGAGGUUUCUCUCAGGAGGAGACAGGAAUCAUCAGAUCUCAGAACUGGCCCCUGAACUACCCGGCUAACAGCAUGUGCCUGUGGAUUAUACGUAGUCCAGAAGGAAAGACGAUUAAAUUGACGUUCACCGAUUUUGACGUGGAAGCGGGGGGCAUCUUAUUAGGCAGAUGCUAUGACAACGUGGUCGUCUACGACGGGACGCAGCCAGGAGCGAAAAAAUACGGUCCCUACUGUGGCACCAAAAUGCCUGGGGUCAUUGAAAGCACAUCAAACGAAUUGGUGAUACGUUUCUAUACCGACUUUUUCACAGAGGCCAAAGGUUUCCGAGCACAUUGGACCACUGAUACGACGCUGCCCACCCCCACGGAUCCUCCAGUGCCACCCAACCCAUGGGACGACAUCACUAUAGAUUGGCCCGAGAGCUGCGGGAAGCCUGCGAUCCCUCCUGCCGUCAACACUCGAAUAGUAAAUGGAGAGCCUGCCAAAGCUCAUUCCUGGCCCUGGCAGGUGUCUAUGCAGGUUUGGCCUGAAUCUCAGCCUUCACCUACAUUCUUUCAUACAUGCGGAGGAACUCUCAUCCAUAAGAACUGGGUUAUGACAGCGGCUCAUUGCUUCAUCAGAUAUGCGGAUGAACUGCACCGCUGGAAGAUGUGUUUGGGGAAACACAACCUGACCUUCUCCGAGCCGAAUGAGCAGUGUUUUAACGUGCUCGGCAUCUAUCGACACGAGGGCUUCCGGUACCCAAAUGUGCCCACGGUGGAGUUCGACGUCGCUCUGGUGCGACUGGAUGGGGAAGCUACGGCCACUGACUUUGUUAAUUUCGCCUGUUUGCCUUCUGUGGAGGAGGUCCUGCCUGGAGGCAAAGCAUGCUAUGCCACUGGCUGGGGCGAUGAAACAGGUAACUCCACGGCUCCUAAAGUAGCCGAGGCAUUGAAUCAGGUAGCCCUGCCUGUUGUACCUUAUGACACGUGUAAGCGCAUGGACUACUGGUGGUUUCAGGUGAAGCCCUCCAUGAUCUGCUGUGGUUACACUUUACCUGAUGAGCUCAAGUCUGUGUGCCAGGGUGACUCAGGUGGACCCCUGGUUUGUCAGGACAGCCCCUCGUCCCCAUGGGAGGUGCAUGGCAUCACCAGCUUUGGCCCUAUUGGCUGUAUCAUGGACAAAAAGCCCAGCGUGUUCACACGUUCUUCCGCCUACCUGGACUGGAUCGAAAACAUCAUUCGCAAAGAUAUCUAUAAUCUCAUCAGUUCUGGGUGUGGAGGACUAAAAGAUCUGAUUGGCGUUGAGGGUACUCUGUCAUCUAUGAACUAUCCAGACAGUUACAGUAAUGGAGCUUCGUGCCAGUGGAACAUUCGUGUGCCUGCAGGGAACAACGUCCACCUUCACUUUAGCAACUUCUCCCUGGAGGACACCACGCUGUGCCUGAACGACAAACUCACGCUCAGUGACAACAUCGGCACAUUAGGUACCCACUGUAGCACAACUCCACCGAGAGAUCUGGUCACGGCUGGCGACACACUGUCUGUCAGUUUCUCCUCCAACAACAAAGUUGUGGACUUGGGGUUCAGUGCCCAAUGGAAAGCAGUUAAUUCUUCUGACACCGAAACCAUUAUUGGUUGCGGUGGAUACUUCACCAGUCAGCAGGGGGAGUUACAGUCCCCCAAUUGGCCCAAAGAAUAUCCAAACCAAGCUGUGUGCACCUGGACUAUCAACAUUCCUUCUGCCAAGACCAUCUAUAUUGAGUUUACUCACUUUGAACUGCAGUCGGUUAGCCUGCUGGGACAGUGUGUGGAUUAUCUGGAGAUCUUUAAUUCCUCUGGGUUAUCAGAAGGCAAAUUCUGCGGCAUUGUUCCACCAUCUCUAAGUAUUCAUGGAGAAAGAGUCACCAUACGCUUUCUUAGUAACGCCGCUGGGCAAGAAAAAGGUUUCCGGGGGUACUGGACCACCGAUCCCGAUGUUAUUCCAACCAUACCACCCAAUCCAUGGAAUGACAUAAUUAUCACUUGGCCUAAAGUUUGUGGGACUCCAGCUAUUGCCCCCAACGCCUCUGUUAGUAGGGUGGUGAAUGGUAUUGAUGCCAGACCUCACUCGUGGCCAUGGCAAGUGUCCAUGCAGGUCCGUCCAUAUGUUUUCAUACCAUUCCAGCAUGUUUGUGGAGGCUCACUCAUCCAUGAGCAAUGGGUGCUCACUGCCGCUCAGUGCUUUAUACAAUAUUCGUCUCCUAAUGUUUGGCAGAUGUGCCUUGGCAAACAUCACAUGAACUCUAGUUUGGACGGUCCCACUGAAGUAUGCGUAUCUGUCGAUGCAAUAAUUUCUCACGAGGACUUCAUCUACCCGCCGAACAAUGAUGUCACAAAUGACAUCGCCCUGGUGCGACUGGCAAAACCUGUGACCAUGACACCCCAGAUCAGCCCUGUUUGCCUGCCCAAUCCUGAGUCCAUCAUGCCCGCUGGGCAUAUUUGUUAUGUAACAGGCUGGGGUGAUGAGAAAGGAAGUUUAUUUCCCGUGGUGGCACAGAAGCUAAAUCAAGCCUCCCUUCCCAUUGUGCCGUAUGAGACAUGCAGCAAACCCGAGUCCUGGGGGCAGAGCGUCCAACCCUCCAUGAUCUGCGCUGGUUAUGAAUCACCUGAUGAACUCAAGUCUGCUUGCAAGGGUGACUCAGGUGGGCCGUUUGUGUGCAAGCAGACAGGCAGUGAUUGGGAAGUGCACGGCGUGGUGAGUUUCGUGCCUGUGGGGUGCAUCAUGGAUAAGAAGCCCUCGGUGUUCACUCGUGUCUCGGCCUUCAAUCACUGGAUAGAGGACAAUAUCAAGCGGUACAUCUAUGAGAACACGCCGACUAGUUGAACCACAAAAUUCUAAAUGGAAAGACGGGGGAAACUCUUAGGAGUAAAGGUGCUAUAUGAUGCCAAAAAAGAGACCAUUUUGGCCUGUAGGGUUCCAUAAAGAACCUUUUUAAGUGUUUAAUGCACUUAUGAAGCGACAUAAGAAAGGACAAAUGGUUAUCAUCUCACCAAGAGUGAAAGAAUAGGACAGAGUUAAAAACAUUUGUAAUUACAGAGUUGUAAAGCAAAUUUGUAAUGACAUUUGGUGAAUAGUUUUUCAUUCCUUAAACUGUCGAAACAAUUUUUUGUUAAUGCAUAACUCAAAACUUUUAAAAAAUCUGGA